ACAAUAGGCCAAUUAACUAAACAAAGUAGAUAUUGAGUUGGCCAAAAAGCUCCCUUGACGUUUUCCAUGUUAUGGAAAACUUGAACAAACUUUUUGGCCAACCUAAUAUUACAUGUCUAAGUACACUGGACACCCAGUAAGUGGAUUUUCUCACUAAUUUAUAGACAAAACCCACAACUAGCAGCGUGGGUAGGUGCUGAUCUAAGAGAGACAACAAAACUUUUUAAACUGGUCACUUCUGUCAGCUGAUCUUGCCUCAUAGAACCUGGAGUUUUUCCUUUUAUAGGAGUAUAGUACCACAUUCUUCUGUUUGCAAUGGAGAGUCAGUUGGUAUAUGCUGAUUUAAACUUACCCAGGGAUUCUGGCGUUCAAAGGUCAUCACCCCCAUCUCUUCUUCAGAAUCAUUGUCAGGGUCCACGUUGGCAUAACUUUGCCCUGAAAUUUGGUUGUGCUGUGAUUGUACUUCUUGCCUUGACUGUGAUUGGAUUGAGUGUUUCAGUGAUAUUCAUAAGACAAAACACAUCAAUAGAAAAAACCAGCAUGGAUGCUCAAGAGAACAGGAAGAAAGCAACAGAGAAACCAAUUCUGUUAACAUGCCCAAUGCACUGGCAACAAAUCCAAAAUAAAUGUUUGUAUUUUCAUGAAACUUCCAAACCUUGGAGUGAUAGUCUAGCUGACUGUUCCACAAGAGAAUCCAGUCUACUGCUUAUUCAAGAUCAGGAAGAAUUGAGACUCAUACAAAAUCUGAUAAACAAAAAAGCAAUUCUGUUUUGGAUUGGAUUAAAUCUUACAUUAUCAGAGAAGAACUGGAAGUGGAUAAAUGGAUCCUUUUUAAAUUCUAAUAUAUUACCAGUUUAUGGUGAUGCUAAAGAAGACAACUGUGUUUGCAUAUCAAAGACACAAUUUAUUUCUGAUACCUGUUCUUCAGAAAAUAGAUGGAUCUGCCAAAAAGAACUAAAACUGCCAGAAAUAAAGUAAUAUGUUCUUCCAGUUGACCUGCCAUCCCCCUCCAUCUCUUUAAUUUCCAUUUCAGAUCUCUGUCAUUUUAACUGUAUAUAUUGUCAUAGUGGCUCCAUGCACAUUUUGUGGUACAAAGUGAACACACACUAAGAAUUCUAAUUUUUGUGAAUUUUACAAAAGUUCAUGUCUAGCCUCCUCAUUCCAUAACUGAGAAAACUUAUACCUAAAGAAAAGAUGUCUCAGGGCAUGUGCUCAGGAGUCGGAUCACUGGAUCAUAUGGUAGUUCCAUUUUUCAGUUUUUUAAGGAACUGCCAUAUACCG
This is a messenger RNA of Dama dama (fallow deer), 1281 nucleotides long. Its product is annotated as killer cell lectin-like receptor subfamily B member 1. Bases 316 to 978 code for a protein of 220 amino acids. NCBI's taxonomy places the organism in Eukaryota, Metazoa, Chordata, Mammalia, Artiodactyla, Cervidae. The transcript is spliced from 6 exons. The record is from RefSeq and is a predicted model, not a curated record.